GGAAGUGACAUCAUCAUGGCCUCCUUCCGGUGUGGACGUGAGCUGAGCUGGUAGCUGCUGCUGCUGCUACCUGUCACCGUUACGCACCCUCAGUGGAGCUCUGUGCACAAGAUUUUUUAUUUAUUUUUCUGUGAUUGCCAGUGAGAUAAAUGUCCUCCAGCAUGCCCAUGUACCAGGUAAAGCCCAUCAGUGGGGGUGACAUAAAAAUUGAUUUACCAACCUGCAUGUACAAGUUACCAAAUGUCCACGCGCCGCAAAGGAACAGCUGCGCCCCCGAACAUGCGAUGCAGCAUUUCCAUCCUGUCACUGCAGAAUGGUGAGGUGGACCCAGCAGUCAAAGCUCUUGAGGCCCGGCAGGAUGAGAUCAUGAGAAAGCUGUAUGAGCUGAAAGCCGCGGUGGAGGGCCUCGCUAAAACUGUGACCACCCCGGAUGCCGACCUGGACGUGACGGUUAGCAGCAGCUUCUCAUCCCAGAGCUCCGGCAUCACCAACUUCAAAGGCACCACAGACCUGGAUGCUCUACUGGGCAAGGACCUGGGAGCCCUCCGUGACAUCGUGAUAAAUGCCAACCCGGCGCAGCCACCCCUGAGCCUGCUGGUGCUCCACGGCCUUUUGUGCCAGCGCUACCGGGUGCUCUCCACCGUCCACGUCCACUCCUCGGUUAGCAACGUGCCCCCACAGCUCGUGUCCUGCCUCGGCCCACGGCAUGCAGACAGCUACGCCCGCCACAUGUUCCAGCUGGGCUUCACCCUCAUAUGGAAAGACGUCCCCAAAGUGCAGAUGAAAUUCAGCGUCCGCAACAUGUGUCCCAUCGAGGGGGAGGCUAACGUGGCUCGCUUCCUCUUCAAGCUGCUGGCGCCCUACCCCAGUGACCCGGCCGCAGCCACCACGGUGGACAGCUGGCUGGACAUGGCCUUCUUCCAGCUGGCAGAGGGCAGCCCCAAGGAGCGAGCGGCCGUCCUGCGAGCCCUCAACUCGGCCCUGGGCCGCGGCCCCUGGCUGUCCGGGGCCGAGUUCUCCCUGGCCGACGUGGCCUGCUACUGCUGCCUGCUGCAGAGUGGCUCCACCUCCUCCGCACCCGCCAACGUGCAACAGUGGAUCAAGUCCUGUGAGAACCUGGGCCACUUCAGCCCCGCCAAGCGACUCCUGCAGUGACCGAGGCUGCUCCAGAGGCAAGGGAAGAAAGGGCAUUAGAAUAAUAAAGUAACUGGGCCAUGUCUGAACUCCCUCUGAUACCCCCCCCCCCCUCUUUAACUGUAGUACGUCACUGCACUGACUCAGCAGACGCAGGGUGGCUGAUGGUGACGGUAACUAAAAAGUGUCUCUGCCAUGCUGCUUUUAUACAACAGAGAUUCUGAAGCUAGCUGUUUCAACGGAGGAGGCAUGAGAGGCUUGUCCAGACAUGGGCUUGGCGAUUGGUUAUAUUAACAGUACUGACAGAGGUGGGAAGACAAACACACACUGCACACCCUCCACCCACUUUGUGCCUAACGAGCCUGUUCUAAAUGUGUGUGUCAACAUGUGGGGACGGGUAUUACGACGUGUUUCCACCUGUAAUACUUUGUACCUUUUUUGAUUUUCUUAAAACAUUAAAACUUCAAAUUUGGAUCUAA
Menidia menidia (Atlantic silverside) is the source of this 1613-nucleotide messenger RNA. NCBI's taxonomy places the organism in Eukaryota, Metazoa, Chordata, Actinopteri, Atheriniformes, Atherinopsidae. The record is from the annotation of a GenBank genome assembly.